This is a messenger RNA of Exophiala oligosperma, 4807 nucleotides long. RefSeq lists its product as uncharacterized. NCBI's taxonomy places the organism in Eukaryota, Fungi, Ascomycota, Eurotiomycetes, Chaetothyriales, Herpotrichiellaceae. Gene Ontology annotation, molecular function: transmembrane transporter activity. Gene Ontology annotation, biological process: transmembrane transport. Bases 2721 to 4352 code for a protein of 543 amino acids. The record is from RefSeq and is a predicted model, not a curated record. The transcript has 3 exons.
GUACGAUAUAAUUUAUCAUGAUGUGUGCUAUAUGAGAUCGAAUGCAUCCUCAAAGUCUUGGUGAUCUCGGGAAAGCGCGUCACCCGAGCCGGUCGCAGCCUCUUCGUUUGAUUGUGUACAGAGAUGGACACAAAUGAUAUUUGUAUGCUCUCCGAUCAACAAUCAUUUUUGUCAGGUGAAAAAGGCCCCAAGAGAAUUGUGCAACUGUCGCUUCUCAUGGACCUUGAGCGAGUCAAUCUCCAGUUCUCAUGACAGCCACUCGAUCGGGGCAAAGUCCUUCCCAUCAAUCUCGAGAACCUAGGCCCCCAAUGUCCAAAAUGUACGCUCACAACCCCCGGUAAGAAAGGCGCUGGCAGUAAGAAGGCCUUUGAAGCUGGCCGCAGUAUCAUAAAGCGGGCGUUGGCACAAUUGAUUUUUGAUACGAGUACUGUUAGCUGUUUGCCCAUCAAAAGUUCUUUGCCCCGAAGGCAUAUACCAGGAGAUGCGGAUUGUCGCUACUUCACCUCUACAUGACUGAAUACCGCAAACACCCCCAGCUUUGUCGGUGGCUUAAGCGCAAAACGCCUGGAACCCAACGCACGCUGACUAUCUACCCUCUUUCUACGACACUCUUAAAGCCAAUCCAGUCGACUGCUACAUUCUUGAACAUCACACAUUGAUUUCCGAUAGCAGUGGAACAGAAUGCCAUCCAACUCCAUAAUUUACUUGAACCGCUACAACGCGUUCGCGCAAUCUGACGCAACACCCGCCUCGAUUAGCAACAUUGACACGCGGCCUCAUACUCUGUCCACGACCUCAGCCUUGACCCAUUUUUUUCUGCGCUCCCUUGGCCGAAUUCUGCUGCUGUUGUUGAUCACUACGACGCCUUUCGAUAAUAAGAAGACAGUUGACUGUGCGUCCUGCGUGUCCCGGGGAGCGGCAGAGUGUGAUAUCGGUUGUGCAUAUUUGGUUUCAAGUCCGAAGGUGUUCCCGGUAGUACUACUGUCCUCACGAAAAGCAGCCCUCUCAGGUAUUUACUCUUGGUGGAUAUGUACCGCCUAAGUGCUUGAGACGAAUUCAUUCAAGCUAUCCGCUUCUUGUCCUGCUAUUUCAUUCAGGAACCAAGAAGAGUGCUGAUCAUGGAGGACUACCAAGCUCAUUUGGCCAACGCUGCUAUCUACUGCAUCUGUCACAUGCACAGGUAUUUGCAACGGAAAACGUCAAACCUGGCAGGAGGCGAGCAGGAUCACCAUUGCUGAAUGCCCCUGAUGUUGAUGGGUUUGCCUUCGUCAGCGUCACGCUUGCCCUGCACGACAUCCUUGACAAAGUUACCGCCGAUGGCAGGGUCGAGAGCACCGAUCUAGAUUGGAAAAAUAAGUCAGCUUGAUUCGAGAUAUGUGGGAGAUGGUGUCCUGCAGGGUUGAAGCUUACCUGCGUUAGUUUUUCUGGUCCAAUUCCCGCAAGGCCGGUGGCCAAAAAGCCCGGGGACACAGCAAACACCUUGACUCCAUCGUUCUUAAGCCAGCGAUACCACUGUCGCAUCAUCAUGUUGAGGCCGACCUUGGAGCUGCGGUAGGCUUCGGUUGGGUUCAACGUGUGCGGCUUCGGCCAACCGGCCGGAGGGUAGGCGUUAAUUGUCGCAUAGUUGGCGUCCAUGCGUUCCGUGUCGGCCAGGACUGAUGUGCCGCUAGUCAUGAAGAGGAGACGAGGCUUACUCGACUUGAGUAACAGCGGAACAAACAGCGUUGUCGUGACAUGCGCCCCCGUCACGUUGACGUCCCAAGUCCUGUUCCAACCAUCGCGGAGACCGAGCUUGCCAGCCUGGAUUUCCCUGUCGACGCCGACACCCGCGUUGUUGAUAAGUACGUCUAGGUUGCCAAAGUUCUGGUUCACGUGGUCCACGGCGCCCUGGAUCGACGAGUCUGAGGUGACGUCGAUCUGCACGGCACUGAACUUGCUGUGCGAGUCUAGGAUUUCCUUUUGGAGCCGAGCCACCGCCUCUGCCCCUCUGGCCAGCUCCCGACUGCCGAUGAUGAUGUUGUACGGGGCCGCGUCUUUCGCGAGCGACCUUGCGAUCUCCAGUCCCAAGCCGGCAUUGCCUCCAGUGAUCAGGACAACCUCGCCAGACAUGGUAGCGCAGGUGUACAAAAAUUGACGCAGAGUUUGGGACCUCGAUAUGGAUUGAGUGAUGGUAUUGCUACGUCUGCUGGAACCAAAAUUCGAGCAACGACUCUUGGUUCUUAUAUACUUCAGUAUAUCGUCGGUCUGCGGUUGAUCACAUCCAGACGGAUGUUCGGAGAUAAUGGAUCUGGCUUGUCGCUGCCUCUUUAGGUUGGUAGACACCGUAAUGGCUUCCCAAACGAGACUACGGUACGGUAAGUAAUGCUACCACGCAGCAGGGUAAUGGAUACUAGUAUGUAUCUCGGCUUGACUUCACUAACAAAACCUGUUCGAGAUUACUGAACGUUGUCACGUCUUUGACUCGGGGCACGGACUCUGUUCAAGUCGUUCAAUGUGUCGGCCCUGAUGCCGCGGAAUGGUCGGCUAUUACGGAUCGGGAGCAUCGAAGCCUUUUUUCCACUCCUUUUUCUUGGACACUAGGAUUAUGUACCGAAUAUGGGGUCCGGGGUAGAUGCUUCACGAGAAUGUGCUAGUAUAGCGACUUGAGUAUCUCUCCUGGCGUCUAUGUAUAUAUGUGAACCUCUCAGCCAAGAGCGACAUCUUUGGCCAACUUCGAAGCAAUGGCGCAUCAGGCUCCCACCCCGCUGCAGAAGAACUUUGCUGACAUGGAUGUUGAGAACGAUGGGACUAGACAUGUCGAGGAACGGAUUGAAAUUGUCGAAGAUCAAGACCAGAUCAAGGACGGUGUCGUCCUCUUGAUGGCCGAAACUCGCAAAGCUGAUGGCGAAGCUGGUGUCAACGCAAACAUCAAAUUUGCCAACGAUGGCAAGACUAUCCUCGUCCCUCAACCGUCUGGAAACCCAGAAGAUCCGCUGAACUGGUCCUCGUUCAAGAAGCAUAGCAUUCUGCUCAUGGUCUCGUUCGGGGCCUUUUGCGGCGAUUUUGGAGCCGCAGGCGGCAUUCCUGCCAUCGGCCUCAUGUCUGCCGAGUGGAACAUCUCCAUCCUGCUUGCUAACUCGCCCAACAAUAUUUCAGCGCUCAUGUGCGGCGUGUCAGGGGUGUUGUUCAUGCCCCUGCUCAACUCCUGGGGCCGCAUUCCCGUCCUAUUUUGGACCACCUUGAUUGGUGCCGGAUUCACGCUGGCCGUCUGCCUAACGCACGACUUCAACGCAUUCUUUGCCAUGCGAACCUUGCAGGGCCUUUUCCAGAGCGCGGGCCAGACGAUCGGCCUAGCGUUCGUCGAGGACAUGUUCUUCUACCAUCAGCACGCCCGAAAGAUAGGCAUCUGGUAUUCUAUAUUCAUCACGUCCCCGUUCCUGUCCCCACUUUUGGGCAACUUCAUCGUUGCUAAAACAGGCACCUGGCGUCCGAUCUUCUGGUGUAACUUUGCCGUCGCGGCGACCUUGACCCUCGUAAUUUUUUUCUUCGGCGACGAGACCUACUACCGUCGCAGCAUUCCUGUGGAGCAGCAGCGCAAACGUCCAUCAAGUCAACGCCUCCUCCGUGUCCUGGGAGUCUGGCAACUUCGCGAGCGACGGGGUAAUUUUCCCACUGUGAUGCACACGUACAUGCGGCUGCUCGAGGUGUUCUGUAAGCCCGUGAUCCCACCAACGAUGCUUGCCUACAGCAUUGUAUUCAUGUGGUUCAUCGGUAUUACGACCUCUUCAUCAAUUCUGCUAUCGACACCCGAGUCGCUCGGCGGCUACGGCCUCAGUACGCUAAGCUUGGGCUACUGCUUCUUCACACCCAUCGUGGCCGUCUGUUUGGGCGAGUUGAUAGGGCAUUUCUUCAACGAUGCGAUGGCGAAUCACUACACAAAAACCCACCGUGGUCGCUUUAUGCCUGAGGUGCGCCUGCGAUCGACGUACAUUGGUGCAAUCCUCAUGGUUCCUGGUCUGGUGGUCAUCGGCCAGGCCCUUGCCCACCACCUCACCAUUGGCGCCAUCAUCAUGGGCUGGGGCAUGUAUACCACUGGUAUCAUGAUAACUUCCGUGGCCACUGUCGCCUGGGCUUUAUCCUGCCAUCCUUCUGCCUCUGGGGAGGUGUCGGCCCUCAUCAAUUUCGGUCGUGUCGCCUGUGGAUUUUCCGUCUCGUACUUUCAGCAGCAAUGGGGCACCACAGAAGGUUUUGACGUCUCGUUCGGUAUCCAGGCCGCUACUACCGUCGUUGCCUUCCUGAUAUUCGGCUUCUUGCAGGUUUUCGGGCCCAGACUUCGUGCCUGGGCGGGGCCCGUCUCGCACAUUAUCGUCUAAGCUCGCGAAGGAGUCUGGGUAUCUGUAUACAAGCCAAUUGAAGGAGUGAUGAGAAUAUCCUUCGGGGUCAAUAUGAAGAAGAUCCUCAAAGAACUGCUCUUAAUGUGACUAGGAAAGAGACAGACUCAUCAAAUUCAACGGGGCUUCACUUUAGGUUUAUGAGGCACAGUCUGAUACUCUGUACAUGUAAGAUGUGCAGCCUACGAAAGCAUGCUAUCUUGAGUAAGGCUCUGAGGCCCAGGAAUGCGCAGUGACUCUCUCUACCAUUCACUUAUUAGGCUGUAUGUCUGCAUGACUUGUGUACAGUUCCCAGGCUCAGCACCAUUUAAUCUCCAAACGGUGCCCAAUAAUCUCACCAUUGAACCACUCCUUCAUUUUGAUCUGAUGCUGGAUCGUCGUGGCCCCCUCGAGAAUAUUACUGGCGGCAACGACGCGGACGGCCUCGUGAAUCUCUU